Astrephomene gubernaculifera is the source of this 1699-nucleotide messenger RNA. Lineage: Eukaryota; Viridiplantae; Chlorophyta; Chlorophyceae; Chlamydomonadales; Astrephomenaceae. The record is from the annotation of a GenBank genome assembly.
CUGCCAAGCAUUGGUUCAUAUCUAUAUGUAAUCGGAGCCAGCAAAUGUAAAAAUGGCCCAAGGCGCUGUGCUUCUGCCUUUAUGCUUUCUUAUCGCGGUGUUAAUUGCCAAAGGAAUCACCUCUGAGGCUGCACGCGGUCAGGACAACCUGCUUACUUAUGACAGCUUACAUCCAGAAACUGCAAAGGCUACUGGUCAGCUUCCCAAAAGCGAUGCCCAUGUUGAGAUCGUCAAUGCUGACGCAUCUCAGUUUCCUCAGAAGCAGCGCCUUGGCGUCGAUAAACUAGGUGACGUUAGCGAUAUCGGAACCGACGAGGAUGGGCUAAGUGACGUGAGCUUCCUGCUGCUUGGCGCGUCCCCAGCCCCUGAUGGGGAGGCGUUUUGCAGCCGGAAGCGCUAUCGCAAACGCACGCUCAAGGUAGUCAAGGAGAUGCCCUUCGCAGGCCUCUUCCCAGAGCUGCAGCGCAUCCGCCGGUUCGAGGGCAGUGGGGUGACACAUGCCAACGGCUCCUACUACGUGGUGUUCGACAGCCUCAGGUCGCUGGGUCAGGUGGACCUGCGCUUUAGCUUCCGCGGGCCUGAGAACCGGCUGGUGGGGGCGGAGGGCGGCGAGCAGGAGAGCCAGUUCGAGGGUAUUUCCUACAACGAGCCCACGGGCACGUUUUUCGUCGUCCGGGAGUCCUUCCAACACGACGCGCAUGGACUCGUUCCCGUGACGGAGGAGCUGCAACUGACGGGAGGUGGAAGCACGUACAAGGUCCUGGAGCGCUGUCCCGUACGGUUUCCCCUUCAGGACGUCAACAAGGGUUUUGAGUCGUUGGUGGUUUACGAAAAGGACGGAGUACGACACUUGCUGGGCCUUUGCGAAAGCAACUUCUGUGCAACGAUUCAUGGACCCGAUGCGCCUGGCCUGCAGAGGGGUAAUGGGCGGUUGGUUUGGGCGAGGUACCGCGCUGUGGCGGGUCCGAAUGACGAGUGCAGUUGGGAAGUUGAAAAGGUCAUCGACUUGCCGAGCGACGUCUACUUUGUCGACUAUUCAGCCAUCGCCUUCCGUACGGCAGCUUCAGGCGGCGGAGAUGCGCCGUACGGAGUAGGCGUUACGGAUGUGGCGGUUGCCAGUCAGGAGGAUGCGGCGGUGUGGGUGGGGACGUUUGACUGGGAGACCAUGGAGUUUGUAACGCCGCAGCCGCAGCAGGCGGAGCCCGCCCCCGCGGGUCGCAUCUACCACUUUCCUCGCACCGGCGACUGUAGCAAGCAAUACUGCAAUGUGGAGGGGGUGGCGUGGAUUGACGCUGAGCGCCUGGUGCUGACCAGCGACAAGUCCAAGAGCACCCAGGACUGGAGGUGCAUGGACAAGGACCAAUCCGUGCACAUCAUGGCUCUGCCGUAAUGCUAAGCGAAGUAGCGUGCCGUAUAUACGGUAGAUGGCUUUGUCGUGCUUGUUAGCGACGUUGGUAUUGCCGUCAUUGCCAUGCAGAGCCGCGGUUUAUUUCCCGUACGAGCCAAGGCAUUGCCUUGGGGGUUAAUGAGAAUCGCGACUAGAUGACAUAUGUCGUACAAGACAUGGCUUUGCCGUAUGGUUGUGGAUAUGUUAUUUGGUACUUCUGUCCCGCCCUACCGCAUAGCCGUUGCGUUAGGUUACGAUUGCUUACAGUCUGCCGUUCCCGUACAAAAGCAACAUUGUAACCUAUCCGUAUGG